Messenger RNA from Dermacentor andersoni, 781 nucleotides. RefSeq names its product NADH dehydrogenase (ubiquinone) 23 kDa subunit (gene ND-23). Gene Ontology annotation, cellular component: respiratory chain complex I; membrane. Gene Ontology annotation, molecular function: NADH dehydrogenase activity; 4 iron, 4 sulfur cluster binding. Lineage: Eukaryota; Metazoa; Arthropoda; Arachnida; Ixodida; Ixodidae. The record is from RefSeq and is a predicted model, not a curated record. Gene Ontology annotation, biological process: mitochondrial electron transport, NADH to ubiquinone; mitochondrial respiratory chain complex I assembly.
AAUCAACGCUAGCAACGCUGUACCUCCCAGUGGAAACCAACAUGGCAUCUCUGUGCAGCCGAAAAGUUCCCCUUGUGACCAGCGCCGUCUGGAGAUGUUCAAGGCCUCUUUCCACUGCGAACAUGUUGUCUUGCUACAAGCAAGUCCAUCCUCCAGAACCUGGCCCUACCUUUAGGGAAAACAUUGAUGUCGUGUCGAAGCGUCUAUUCCUCACUGAGCUCUUUAGAGGUCUGGCAGUGGUGACAGGCACGAUGUUCAAAGAGCCAGCCACCAUCAACUAUCCCUUUGAGAAAGGUCCCCUGAGUCCCCGCUUUAGAGGGGAGCAUGCCCUGCGUCGUUACCCAUCGGGAGAGGAGCGUUGCAUCGCCUGCAAGUUGUGCGAGGCCAUCUGCCCCGCACAGGCCAUCACCAUCGAGGCAGAGGAGCGUGAAGAUGGAAGCCGACGAACAACCCGUUACGACAUCGACAUGACGAAGUGCAUCUACUGCGGUUUCUGCCAGGAGGCCUGUCCUGUGGAUGCCAUCGUUGAAGGCCCCAACUUUGAGUACACCACGGAAACGCACGAGGAGCUUUUGUACAACAAGGAGAAACUUCUAAGCAACGGUGACAAGUGGGAGCCCGAGCUUGCUGCUAACAUUCAAGCAGACUACUUGUACCGAUAGAGAGCUGUUUCCUGCCUGCACCGCUGUUUCUUGUGAGCUGCUCUGGAAGUCAUCCAAAGCCCUUCUCCCUGUAGGAAUGUAAAUAAUUGGAGGCCUAAUAAAUUGUUGGGCUUCCUUGU